Ipomoea nil (Japanese morning glory) is the source of this 966-nucleotide messenger RNA. RefSeq lists its product as uncharacterized. The record is from RefSeq and is a predicted model, not a curated record. Lineage: Eukaryota; Viridiplantae; Streptophyta; Magnoliopsida; Solanales; Convolvulaceae. The coding region runs from base 1 to 966 and encodes 321 amino acids. The transcript has 2 exons.
AUGCGGGCCAUUGGAGAUGAUCUAGCUUUGGCUGCAAGUCCGGUAUCUGAAGAUGAUUUAGUUUUUUAUGUCAUUACCCAAUUAGGCGGGGAAUACAAUCCAUGUUUUUCAGCCAUUCGGAUUCGGGAGAAUCCAAUCUCCUUUGCUGAAUUGUCUAAUAUUUUGACUGCUCAUGAAAGGUUGACGAGAGCAACAGAUGAUCAACGCCAAACCAUGCUCGCGACAGCCAAUAUUGCUCAAAAGGGUGAUCGGAGAACUAAUAGCAAGACUAAUAAUUCUAGUCGCGACCAGAGUGGUCAAUUUUCACGGCGAUCUCGUGGAGGCUUUAAUGGACAAAACAAUCGUUUUUCUUGGAACAAUUCAAACAAUGGUAGGAAUGCAGUGUUUUGCAGGUUCUAUAACUGUCCGGGACAUGAGACACGGUUUUGCCGUAGACUAGCAAGAUUUUUAAAGGACAAUAAUGUUUGUCCCUCUCAGGCUCCCACUUCAACUUAUUUUCUUGCGUCUAAUGCUACUAUGGCUUCUGUUCCACUACAACAACCUUGGUUGUUUGACAACGGCGCAUCUCAUCACGCCACAUCAACUUCCUGUUCAUUACAAACAUUUGCUUAUUACGGAGGUCCAGAUAAAAUACACUUGGGUGACGGUAAAAGUCUUAAAAUAUCACAUACUGGUCAUACUACUCUCCCCACACCAAAAAGAAAUCUUUCAUUAGCUAAUGUUCUUUGUGUUCCAAAAUUACGCAACAAUUUGGUUUCUAUAUCAAAGUUGUGCAAAACUAAUCGUGUCUUCGUGGAAUUUUUUCCAUCUUUCUUUCUUGUUAAGGAUCUGCAAAUGCAGGAGUCUCUAAUGCGGGGGGAGAAUGCCAAUGACGUUUAUUAUGCUACCUUGUCUCGUCAGCCCCAAGUUCAUGUUGCAACCGUGUCAUUUGUGUCUGACUGGCAUCAUCGACAAUACCAUGGUUAG